GAAAUUGUACUAUCAGAAACACCACCGCCAUCCGAUCCCGACUCAAGUCCUUGAAACAUACACACUACAAUAUCAGCACGAGCGACUAAGACUACAAAUUCACCCCCCGAUAUUCUCGUCCACUUUCGUUGCUUCGACCCGAAAAUCCCGGAUCCCUUGUGAUUGACUUACGAGCCACGCCACGCUCUAGCUUUGAACCUGUUGGGAUGUCCGACGACAAGACAGCCUUAGCAAUCCGGCUCUGGUGGCUCCCCAUGCGAUCUUUGUGCGGAAAGGUAGACCUGACGGUGCCUCCAUCCUUCCCAACUGGUCGCUUAGAAAGUCCCAUUGGCUGUGUCUUUUACAGAAGUGGGAUCUUGCACAGGCUUGAGACAUCGCAGACCAUCUCUUCCGGCUGAUGCUGACGAUAUCAAUUCCGGACCUAGAGGCCGUGCACUUCUCGUCUUUCGAUAUCCUGCAGGUGCAGGGGCAGAGCCAGGAUUGCUGCUCCGAUGCUGCAGAUAUCGAACUCGAAGACGUCGAGACUUUCAGUUGGGACGAAGAUAGGUGGGAAGAGGAUGAUAAACGGCGGAUGCAAGGUGCGGGCAAUAAAAGACUGUGUAUUAGAGGCAGUGGCACGCAGUGUCGCAUUGACGGGCUGCAGGCUGUAUGUUGUAGCCCGUCACAAGUU
Molecule: messenger RNA, 670 nt
Organism: Aspergillus aculeatinus CBS 121060
Lineage: Eukaryota; Fungi; Ascomycota; Eurotiomycetes; Eurotiales; Aspergillaceae
Exons: 1
Coding region: 207-398 (63 amino acids)
Source: RefSeq, a predicted model, not a curated record